AGUAUCUGGAGGGAGAUUACUGAUUUCCUAUAAAACGCGACUGGAGCGUGGCUGCGCCACCAUUGCCUGGCCGACGGAAGCACUAAGUCUUGCCCUGCACGCUGACGACGGCAAUGAAGAUCGUGCUCUUGCUUGCGCUGGUGGCAGCGCUGUGCUACGGAUCUCUUCCGAAAUGCGCGGAAAACGAUAAACAGAGGAAAGAUUUGUCUAAUCAUAUAAAAAGCGUGAGAUGCAAGGGCCCCAAAGAGUCCUUUGUUCAACUGAAGGUUCCUGAUGGCUUUGACUAUGUGAAGCCCAACGUGGUCAAGAUCCCGCAGUGCACAGGUCUCUUCUGCUCGGAAUACCCGAUGAAGUGCCUGCCAACGAACUCCAGAACGAAGACCCAGAAAGUGGAAGCCUUUAAGAGAGGAGCAGAUCACCUGGCCAUCUGUACAUCAGUCGAGGUAGAGGAACAUUUGAAGUGCGCCUGUGACUGUAAAAAUACUACCUGCAAACAGAACGAGAAAUUUAAUAACGAAAUUUGCGCGUGUGAAUGUGACCCAGAGUAUAAACGUCAGUGCCAGGAAAGGAUUGCUGCUGGCCACAGAGUGCAGUGGUCAAAGAGUUCUUGCGCGUGCCUGUGUAGCCACCCUAUUGACUGUGACGACAGCAUGGAAUGGAACCACUUGUUCUGCAAAUGUGUUCCCAGCAAAAGACUCGUAUUAGACUCACUCAGUAAUGAAUUGUUCUAAAGUCUGAAUAAAUUGUUCUGAGACACAUCAGACUAUAAUGGAGGAAGAGGAAGAGGAGGAAGAGGGGCAGUACUGCAAAGCACAACAAUGAUAAUCUUAAGGACAUAGCCUCUGUUAAUUGACGAGAAAACUGUCUUCUCUAAUUCUUAUCUUGCACCUGUCAAGUUUGCUGCACGAGGUAAUGCUCGGGCGCUUCUCAGUUUUAAGCAUAACAUUGUCGACUCUGCUAAGAACACGUGAAUGUUCCCCGAGGUGAAAGAGAUAAAGGAGAAAGAGAAACGUGUCAAAUGGCGUUGAACGUGGCAUCGCUGUAAUGAACGCCUUGGCACCAAUGUAUCUGUUCCUCCUUUGCUCACCAGGUAGCAGGAGUUACUCUAUAAUAAACUCAAGAUCAGGAGCA
Messenger RNA from Scylla paramamosain (green mud crab), 1131 nucleotides. RefSeq names its product balbiani ring protein 3-like. NCBI's taxonomy places the organism in Eukaryota, Metazoa, Arthropoda, Malacostraca, Decapoda, Portunidae. Gene Ontology annotation, molecular function: growth factor activity. Bases 114 to 731 code for a protein of 205 amino acids. The transcript has 6 exons. The record is from RefSeq and is a predicted model, not a curated record. Gene Ontology annotation, cellular component: membrane.